UUGAUUCUUCCAUGUUGGUGUGCAUCCGUGGCGUCUACCUUGGCAUUUUGUUCCUAUCUCCCGUCCGCAGGCAGGUCCUGCACGAAUGUCCUUCAAACUGGCUAUGCAUAGCAUUGUGUUGUUUUCCUGUCUAGACAGAUUCACUUUCAGCGAUACAUUUCGGUCCUACUUACCAAGCGUUUCUCAUGGUCCCGGCGCAAUGAUGUAUAAUGACAAAUCCAACCAAUCAGAGACCGUUUCCCUCCAUGCCGCACACCUCAACCAUAGCCGAUCACAAUCUCGAGUAAACCAAGCCAGCUCCUAGAGCUCAACACUCAGCCUAGAACCUCCCGCAUAACCAG
Molecule: messenger RNA, 341 nt
Organism: Aspergillus ibericus CBS 121593
Lineage: Eukaryota; Fungi; Ascomycota; Eurotiomycetes; Eurotiales; Aspergillaceae
Exons: 1
Coding region: 86-304 (72 amino acids)
Source: RefSeq, a predicted model, not a curated record